Lemur catta (Ring-tailed lemur) is the source of this 1026-nucleotide messenger RNA. RefSeq names its product chromobox 5 (gene CBX5). The coding region runs from base 315 to 890 and encodes 191 amino acids. The transcript has 5 exons. Lineage: Eukaryota; Metazoa; Chordata; Mammalia; Primates; Lemuridae. Gene Ontology annotation, molecular function: chromatin binding. Gene Ontology annotation, biological process: negative regulation of transcription by RNA polymerase II; chromatin organization. Gene Ontology annotation, cellular component: pericentric heterochromatin; nucleus. The record is from RefSeq and is a predicted model, not a curated record.
CCCAGAGGGAAAGAAAGAACUGGGGCGAUCCGGUAGGUACAGGAGGGAACCCCCAUUCAUCUUCUACCUUCAGGGCUCCUCUUCUGCAUGAAAGGUAUAAAGGGAGAUUUUCCUUUUCCCUCCCUCAAACUGAAGAACACAUGUAAAUCCUUGUUUUUCCUGGUGAGGCAGAGGAGGCCAUAGCCACAAUGCUUAACUGCAUGCAUCUAAUAUGGGGCUGGUUUUAACCCCAGUGCUCUGACCUAAACUGCUCAGCUCCCGGAAAUUCCAAGGAACCCGGUGGCCUUAGUCCUUCAGGUGGAACCGUGUGCGACAUGGGAAAGAAAACCAAGCGGACAGCCGACAGUUCUUCUUCAGAGGAUGAGGAGGAGUACGUUGUGGAGAAGGUGUUAGACAGGCGCGUAGUUAAGGGGCAAGUGGAAUAUCUACUGAAGUGGAAAGGCUUUUCUGAGGAGCACAAUACUUGGGAACCUGAGAAAAACUUGGAUUGCCCUGAGCUAAUUUCUGAGUUUAUGAAAAAGUAUAAGAAAAUGAAGGAGGGUGAAAAUAACAAACCAAGGGAGAAGUCAGAAAGCAACAAGAGGAAAUCCAAUUUUUCAAACAGUGCAGAUGAUAUCAAAUCCAAAAAAAAGAGAGAGCAGAGCAAUGAUAUUGCCCGAGGCUUUGAGAGAGGACUGGAACCAGAAAAGAUCAUUGGGGCGACCGAUUCCUGUGGCGAUUUAAUGUUCCUAAUGAAAUGGAAAGACACAGAUGAAGCCGACCUGGUUCUUGCAAAAGAAGCUAAUGUGAAAUGUCCACAGAUUGUGAUAGCGUUUUAUGAAGAGAGACUGACGUGGCAUGCAUACCCUGAGGAUGCGGAAAACAAAGAGAAAGAAACAGCAAAGAGCUAAAGGAGGGGGUGGUCUCUGUCAUUUCUCUUUGUACAUAAUACAUUCACCCCCCUGCCUCCUCUCCCUUCUACCCACCCCCUUCUAUCCUAAACACAUCCAUAAAAAAUGUGCUUAUCACUGUGCUCCACAGGAGAAA